AUGUCUUUAUCAAAACUUAAAUCAAAAUUAAUUGUUAAAGAAGACCCUGAAACAGUACAAUCACCAAAAAAUCAAUCUCAUCAACAAAAUGAUAAUUCACAAAAUACAGAAGAUAUAGAUGAAGUUGAUGACCAAGGACAAAGUGUUCUUAUGGGUAUUAUUUCUCAAUUAAGACCAGGUUGUGAUUUAUCAAGAAUUACAUUACCAACUUUUAUCCUUGAAAGAAAAUCAAUGUUGGAAAGAAUAACAAAUCAAUUACAACAACCUGAUUUAGUUAUUAAAGCUCAUCAAUCUAAAACUGAAUUAGAUCGUUUCCUUUUAAUUGUUAAAUGGUAUUUAUCAGGUUGGCAUAUUGCUCCAAAAGCUGUUAAAAAACCAUUAAACCCAGUAUUGGGUGAAUAUUUUACAUCUUGGUGGGAUUUAUCAAAUGGUGAUCAAGCUUUUUAUAUCUCUGAACAAACUUCUCAUCAUCCUCCAAAAUCUUCAUAUUUUUAUAUGAUUCCAAAUCAUAAUAUUAGAGUUGAUGGUGCUAUAAUCCCAAAAUCAAGAUUCUUGGGUAAUUCAACUGCUGCAAUGAUGGAUGGUAUUACUGUGUGUCAAUUUUUGGAUAUCUUGGAUUCCAAAGGUCAACCUGAAAAAUAUACUUUAACUCAACCAAAUAUGUAUGCAAGAGGUAUAUUAUUUGGUAAAAUGAGAAUUGAAUUAGGUGAUCAUAUGAUUAUAAAAUCUCCAACAACGGGGUAUUCAAUUGAUAUUGAAUUUAAAGUUAAAGGUUUCAUUUCUGGUUCAUAUGAUUCAAUUGAAGGGAUUGUUAAAGAUCCACAGGGGAAAUCAAUUUAUGAAAUUACAGGAAAAUGGAAUGAUGUUAUAUAUUUAAAAAAUUUGACCAACGGUGAAAAAACUGUUUUUUGGGAUACCAAAAAAUCAAACCCACAACCACCAAAAGUUCGUCCUUUAGAAGAACAAGGUGAAUUUGAAUCAAGAAAUUUAUGGAAAUCCGUGACAGAUGCCCUCGGUCAACGUAAUCAUGAAUUAGCCACCGAAGAAAAAUUUAAAAUUGAAGAUCAUCAAAGAGUCCUAAGACAGAAAAGAAUUGAAGAUGGUGUUGAAUUUCAUCCAAAAUUAUUUAUAAAAUCUAAAAAUCCUGAUGAUGAAUUAGAAUAUUAUUUAUAUAAAUCUAUACCAAAUGAUGCUGACCCGGAAACAAAAACAAAAUUAAUUUUAGAAACUGUACCAAUUUUACCUGGUCAAAAAUUUACUGAAUCUUUUGAAAUUCCAGGUUUUAAAAAAUUGAGUAUUAAUGAUGAUGUUGAAUAG
Molecule: messenger RNA, 1317 nt
Organism: Hansenula ciferrii
Lineage: Eukaryota; Fungi; Ascomycota; Saccharomycetes; Phaffomycetales; Wickerhamomycetaceae
Product: OSBP family protein
Exons: 1
Coding region: 1-1317 (438 amino acids)
Cellular component (GO): cytosol; cortical endoplasmic reticulum; membrane
Molecular function (GO): sterol binding
Source: RefSeq, a predicted model, not a curated record